AUGUCCCCCUGGAGCCACCGCAUCUCCCUUGGAGCCACCAUGUCCUCCUGGAACCACCAUGUCCUCCUCAAGCCACCGUGUCCCUUCUGGAACCACCAUGUCCUCCUCGAGCCACCGAUCGCCCUGCGGAGGAUGCCCUCCAUCCGCCAGACGCUGCAGGAGAUGGGCGUGAAGGUGCGGGACGUGUUCCCGGAGCUGCGCCGGGCCACGCGCGGAGCAGGGGACGGUCCCCGCAACGGGACAGCUCCCACCCUGCUCACCAACUACCUGGAUGUGAGUGUGGCCCCGCCCGAUACCCAAUAUUUCGGCGAGAUCAGCAUCGGGACCCCCGCGCAGACCUUCAAGGUGGUUUUUGACACGGGCUCGGCCAACCUGUGGGUGCCAUCCUACAAGUGCUCCCCACUCUACAGCGCCUGUGUGUCCCACAGCCGCUACGACUCGUCCAAGUCGCGCACCUACAUCGCCAACGGCACCGGCUUCGCCAUCCGCUACGGCACCGGCAGCGUCAAAGGCGUCCUCAGCCAGGACAUUGUCAUGGUGUCGGACAUCCCGAUCGUCCAGGUGUUCGCCGAGGCCACGGCUCUGCCCGCCUUCCCCUUCAUCUUCGCCAGGUUCGACGGCGUGCUGGGCAUGGGCUACCCCAGCCAGGCCAUCGAUGGCAUCACGCCCGUCUUCGACCGCAUCCUGGCACAGCAGAUCCUCCAGGAGGACGUGUUCUCCGUCUACUACAGGAUUGGAGUGGGCCUGGUCGGCUUCGGCCUCUUCUUCCUCCUCUUUGGGAUCCUCCUGUACUUCGACUCGGUGCUCCUGGCUUUUGGGAACCUCCUCUUCCUCUCUGGCUUGGUCUUCAUCAUCGGCUUCCGGAGGACCUUCACCUUCUUCUUCCAGCGGCCCAAGCUGAAGGGCACCAGCUUCUUCUUCGGGGGGCUCAUUGUGGUCCUCAUGCGGUGGCCGAUCCUGGGCAUGCUGCUGGAGGCCUACGGCUUCAUCUCCCUCUUCAGGAGCUUCUUCCCGGUGGCUUUUGGGUUUUUGGGCUCGCUGGCAAACAUCCCGCUGCUGAGCCAGUCUGGAGAAGACUCGAGUGGGUGNUGCUGGGAUGAGAUUUUUGGGAAAAAAGGGAAUCCCUCCCGCUGUGUUUGGCACAGGAACGCUCCCCUGAAGCCCGGCGGGGAAAUCAUCCUGGGAGGCAGCGACCCAGCCUAUUACACCGGCGACUUCCACUACCUGAACGUCAGCAGGAGCGGCUUCUGGCAGAUCCGCAUGAAGGGGGUGUCUGUAGGGGCUGAGAUCCUGUUCUGCAGGGAAGGCUGCUCCGUGGCCGUGGACACCGGAGCCUCCUACAUCACCGGCCCUGCUGGCCCCGUGUCCGUGCUCAUGAAAGCCAUCGGGGCCACCGAGGUGGCCGAAGGAGAGGUGAGUGACAGCCACCCCCUGUCCGUGUCCCCGAGGCCGCCUGGCCCUGUCCCAGCACUGUCCCCUCCCCUGCAGUACGUGGUGGACUGCGAGCAGGUGCCUCAGCUGCCCAACAUCUCCUUCCACCUCGGAGGGAAGGUCUACGGCCUCAGCGGCCCGGCCUACGUGCUGCGGGUGAGUGUCCAAAAUCAGCCCCAAUCAGCCCCAAAAUGCUGCUCCUAAACCCUCCUGUUGGGUGGAGGUGCCCACCUGAGCUAGGGCGAGCUGUCCCUGCAUCCUUGGGUGGUUUGGGGGGGAUUUGGGGUCAGCCAGGGAUGGGUUUUGGUGGGAUUUGGAUAUCAGGAAAGGUUUUUCAUCCUGGGACAGCGGGAAGUUCACAGUGGGCAAAUCCCCAUUUUCCUGGUGUUCAGAAAAUUCCACGAUCCCCCGAUCAAGGAGCAGUGUGGCCGAGCAGGAGGUGACACCGGGACCCUCCCGCUGUCCCCUCCAUCACCCCUGCAGCAAUCCCAGCACCUCUGGGGGGCUUGGCCAAACCCAAAGCACCUCAGGGAGGUCACCCCCAGGCACAGGGUGGGAUAUUUGGGGGAUUUUGGGGGCUGGCUGUGCAGGGGAAGGAGCUGUUCCUGACGAUCCUCGUUCAGAAGAUUCCAUGGUCCCCGAGCAAG
Molecule: messenger RNA, 2078 nt
Organism: Zonotrichia albicollis (white-throated sparrow)
Lineage: Eukaryota; Metazoa; Chordata; Aves; Passeriformes; Passerellidae
Source: RefSeq, a predicted model, not a curated record